ACGCAUCGCCCACCCCAUCGCACGCCUUCUCCGGUGGCCAGCGGUUUCGGACCAUUUUCUUCUCCUUCUGCCGAAUCCUUUAAAUAUCGAGAUAUCCGGUGCUUCGAGAUGGCGACUGCAACUCGCACCUUCACCCGCGCCCUGCGCACCUCGGCCCGGCCCGCCUUCGCCGCCGCUCCCCGGGUGGCAUUCCGCCAGGCUGGCCGUCGCUUCUACUCGUCGGAGCCUGCUCCGAAGAGCAGCUCGUCGGCGUGGAUCUGGGCUGCCGGUGCCGCCGCUGCCGGUGCCGGUGGCUGGUACUUCCUGAACAACCAGAGCUCGGCCACUCCCCAGGUCUUCAAGCCCAAGUACGAGGACUACCAGGCCGUGUACAACGAGAUUGCGAACCGCCUCGAGGAGAACUCGGAUUAUGACGAUGGCAGCUAUGGCCCUGUGCUGCUGCGUCUCGCCUGGCACGCCAGCGGCACCUAUGACAAGGAGACCGGCACCGGCGGCAGCAACGGCGCCACCAUGCGCUUCUCUCCGGAGGCCGAUCACGGCGCCAACGCCGGCCUGAAGGCUGCGCGGGAUUUCCUUGAGCCUGUGAAGCAGAAGUUCCCUUGGAUUUCUUACUCUGAUCUCUGGAUCCUCGCUGGCGUCUGCGCCAUCCAGGAGAUGCUGGGCCCCCAGAUUCCCUUCCGCCCCGGCCGCCAGGACAAGGAUGUCUCCGCCUGCACCCCCGACGGCCGCCUCCCUGAUGCCGCCCAGGGCCAGGACCACCUGCGCAACAUCUUCUAUCGCAUGGGCUUCAACGACCAGGAGAUUGUUGCUCUGGCUGGCGCGCACGCUCUCGGCCGCUGCCACACCGACCGCUCCGGCUACUCUGGCCCCUGGACCUUCUCGCCCACCGUCCUGACCAACGACUACUACAAGCUGCUGCUUGACGAGAAGUGGCAGUGGAAGAAGUGGAACGGCCCCAAGCAGUACGAGGACAAGAAGACCAAGUCGCUCAUGAUGCUGCCGGCCGACAUGGCGCUCGUCCAGGACAAGAAGUUCAAGGAGUGGGUUCAGAAGUACGCUGCCGACAACGACCUGUUCUUCAGGGAUUUCGCAGCCGUUAUCACCAAGCUGUUUGAGCUCGGUGUGCCCUUCCCCGAGAACACGGAGCGGUGGGUUUUCAAGCCCGUCAACGCCUAAGUUGCGGGAAUUGGAAUGAUUGAGGAGGCCAUGUUGAGGGAGAUGGAAAAUGUGGUGCCACAGUGAGCGGGCAUCCUGAUUGGGAGGAAUUUCUUGCCAGGGAGUAGGCCUCUUCAACAGAAGAAGGCGGAAGGGCGGAUGAUGAUCAGGGCUUAGUCGAGGAGUUGGCUUUGGACCAACUUGGUUGACGUAUUCCCCAACGACUAAUUCGCCGCGCUGGAGCGGGCAGGUUGCGGUCGUUCAGUGCCGCUGUAUCCCAUGGCUUCUUUAGCGUUUCCUUGCCGUGUAAAUCGGACAGCUCUUAUAGAUAGCAGCGUGGGUGUUAAUGGAAAGUCACUUUAAGAUGGCGCAACGAUCUAGUCCAACGAGAACUGUUUGAAUCAAGAAGAAUCCGCUGUUGG
Thermothelomyces thermophilus ATCC 42464 is the source of this 1577-nucleotide messenger RNA. RefSeq lists its product as uncharacterized. The transcript is spliced from 4 exons. The coding region runs from base 109 to 1176 and encodes 355 amino acids. Gene Ontology annotation, biological process: hydrogen peroxide catabolic process; cellular response to oxidative stress; response to reactive oxygen species. Gene Ontology annotation, molecular function: peroxidase activity; heme binding. The record is from RefSeq and is a predicted model, not a curated record. NCBI's taxonomy places the organism in Eukaryota, Fungi, Ascomycota, Sordariomycetes, Sordariales, Chaetomiaceae.